AUGCCGAUGGUCAACAGUUAUGCGCCUGCCUGGCUGUGCCGGCCCUCGCCUGGCGCAAAGUUCCUGUCCAGCAGUUCAGCCCAAAGUCCAGCGGAGGACCUGCAAACCGGAUCCAAGCCUGUGAGCAAUGGAGCUACUCGAACGAUUGCCAAGAGGGGAAAUGAGGUGUUCGCCGUUGUUGACAAUGAGAUACGGUGGUCAAACCUUGCCCGACUCAAAGACCAAUGGCAGCAAGAAAUUAAGCAAAAGAAGGGAUCUGCUGGUCAAACUGAAGAGCAAUCCGACAACAUUCAGCCUUCGCCCUACAGGGUUCUAGCAGUGCCUGUGUACGGACUGAUCAAACAGAUCAUCCCCUCUCCAAACGGUGCCUUCCUUGCCAUCGUCACCGAACACACCGUUCACAUCUCCGUCCUGCCCGAUUCUUCGCACCUUUCGUCUUCCGACUCCGACUCUAUCCGGCUGAAGACAUAUCAGUUAGGACCGACGACCCAUGUUAUUCCCGAGGCUCCGGUGGUCUCCGCGCUAUGGCAUCCACUUGGAUUGCACACCAAUCUAGGGGGAUGUAUUGUUACAACCACAGCUGAUGCCGCGGUGCGUGUGUGGGAGUUGGACCGGAAUAACCACUGGUCCUUCGACCAGCCGACCCUAGCAAUCGAUCUGAAGAAGCUUGUCGAUGGGACCUCAUCCGACCAGGACUUCGCGCCUUCUGGAUUUGGCAAAAGCAAGGGAUUCUCUGCCGACGUCAUUGACAUGGAGGUUGCGUCGGCCUGUUUCGCUGGCAGUGGGAACGAGAAAGAAGAUGCAUGGGCGCCUAUGACCCUGUGGGUAGCCAUGAGACCCGGUGAUCUCUAUGCGCUUUGUCCUCUCCUGCCUUCGAAGUGGCAAGCCCCUUCUACUACCAUUCCGUCUCUUUCCGCGGCGAUUAUUCCGAAACUCGGUGCUCUGGAACAGGAAGAUGAGGAGUCGGAGGAGGAACUGAUUGCCUGCCGGCAACAGUACGACUGGCUUUCCGAGCUUGACGAACAAGAGCCUCUGGACGCGCGAUCUGGGUCAGAAACAAUCCAAGGGGCAGAUGUUUUCACUCGCCCGGCCAAUCCUAGCGCCAUUCCAAGGUUACAAGGCCCCUUCCGCUUCAAUAAUGGCGAUGAGCUCGAUGAUUUGGAUCUCUGUGAUCUCCUUGUCAUUGCUGCCAGUUUAAACGUCGAGGAUCUCAUGAUGGGCGAGGAAGAAGAGUUAGUUGUGGAAGCCGGAGACCAAGAGAAGCUUUCGGCAACGGUGCUCUCUCUGACUAGUGGGAAUGGCCGAGUCCACAUCUGUCUGGAGCUCGAUGGCGUUGAAGGACAAUGGCUACCCAAAGCUAGAAAGAACGCGUUCCGAACUCCUAUUUCAGAGCCGACUGAAUUGGUCUUGGUCGAAUCUCUAGAUACAAUCAAGGAUGGAGAGGAAACAACUACAUGGCCUACUUUCACUAAAGAUGUCCAUUCUCGGUACUCGUUCUUUGUCACAACUGCCACCAACGUGGUGUUCCUGUCUCUAUCCAGUUGGGUACAGAGACUGGAGGCCGAAUUGCAAGCGGAAGACCUAGCCGGUUCCGCUUUCCGUCUCCAGGUUCUCUGUGACGGGAAUGUGACCAACCGAGAGAGAAUUUUGCAGGUUUCGAAUGCCGAUAUUACCGCGCAGGAUCAACGUCUUGCCACGUCUCUUGUUUUCCAUGACUUCGACCUUGGCUACUUGCUCCUCACCUACCAUCCAUCUAACCCUUAUGCGGUUGUAAUGGAUACACCAGAAGAUUCUCUAUCCGUGGCACUGGACAAAUCGCUGUAUGGGCCCAGGGCGCCAGCGCCAGGCUUGCCUAUUUUGCCCCCGAGCCGGGUGCCAUAUCAAGUUCCCGCCAUUUUCUACGCCAACUCUCCGCUGGAUUCUUUUGUCGAGAAGCACGUCCCGCACCGGCAACGCCACACGCUCAAGGAGCAAGUGCGCUUGUCUCCCGCGACAUUGGACCUCGUGGCUACUGCGCAUCGCGUGCUAUCCGCUCAUACAAAUGCUCUUGAGCGAGCUGCUUCAGAUUUAUUUCGCCGCUGUGAGCGGCUGCAGGGCGAGAUGCAGGACCAAUUGAAGCAGCUUGCAGAUGUUGGAGAGCGUGUCAAGGGAGUCACGAGUGAGAUAAGGGAAGAUGGGCAUCGCAAGGAGGGAGUCCGAAAUGGAGAAGCGCUGGAUAAGAGAUUGCAAGCCGCCCAGGAUAAGCAAAGUGAACUGAACCAACGAUAUGAGGCACUACGCACAAAGGUCCUGAAUUCUGGUGGUCGCCCUCUGAGUGAACGGGAGAAGGCUUGGAUAACCGAGGUAAAGACAUUGUCUGCAUCCUUACAGCAGGUUGAAGACCAAGAGGAGGAUCAACCGUUGAUCUCACGGUUGGAGACUGUCAAACGCCUUGCUCGGGACCUUAUGGCCCAAACCAAAUCUGUCACGGGCAAAAUGCCUUCUCCAGAACCUGGCAGUCCGUCCUCUCCUGGGGGCCAGCCUAAGGUGCCCCAAAGACUGCAACGGGCCAAGGUUGCAGAUGCAAUGAGGAUGGUCGAACGAGAGUCUGCCGUUAUUGACGCGAUUACCUCACGUUUGGAACGACUGAACACUAGUCUGUGA
Penicillium egyptiacum is the source of this 2643-nucleotide messenger RNA. The record is from the annotation of a GenBank genome assembly. Lineage: Eukaryota; Fungi; Ascomycota; Eurotiomycetes; Eurotiales; Aspergillaceae.